AUGUCUGGGAAUUUGGACUCCACGCCGUUCGACUGGGAUCACUUAAAUCAGAACUCUAUAAACACAAUUGUACAAAUGUGCAUUUUACUACAGAUUCAGAUCGAUACGGAGACAAUGAGCAAAAAAGAAUUAAUUACAAAGCUCAGCCAGUAUCCUAAAAUGAUGAGUACUACGAAUUGCGUUCCGAAUUUCGUAAAUUCAUCUCGAUUCUUGAAUCUGAAGUAUCCAAAAUUACAAGAGGCCCAUAGCAGUCCAAUCCACAAGAAGAGUGGUGACAAUUUCAGCCUCAAAAGCUCAGAUGAAGCGAGUAAUUCCAACAAUGAAUCCACAAACACAAAUAAUUCAUCCCAGUGUUUAUCAAAAGACGACUUACUGUUCCAAACUGAAAUGAGCCUACACGGCAGUUUAUUCUCCCAUUUUUGGAGAUAUAUUCUCCGAAAGAAAUUACAAAGUAAGAAGGACUUCUUCUCAACGAUGUUCUUCAUUUACGUUAUUAUAGUAUUUAUAGCUAUUGGAUAUUUCAUAUUUGGCUCUUCAAAUGUAGAUGUUGAAAACUAA
Messenger RNA from Trichomonas vaginalis G3, 558 nucleotides. RefSeq lists its product as uncharacterized. Bases 1 to 558 code for a protein of 185 amino acids. The transcript has a single exon. The record is from RefSeq and is a predicted model, not a curated record. NCBI's taxonomy places the organism in Eukaryota, Parabasalia, Trichomonadida, Trichomonadidae.